Messenger RNA from Phycomyces blakesleeanus NRRL 1555(-), 459 nucleotides. RefSeq lists its product as hypothetical. The record is from RefSeq and is a predicted model, not a curated record. Bases 1 to 459 code for a protein of 152 amino acids. Lineage: Eukaryota; Fungi; Mucoromycota; Mucoromycetes; Mucorales; Phycomycetaceae. The transcript is spliced from 5 exons.
AUGAGGUUACAGAGUGUGUGGACCAAAGCCUGCAAGACCAGCAGCAACACCAAAAGCAACACCAACAGAACACUCGUGUUUGGCCAAAAGGCCAUUUACAGGCCAUUCCCUAAGCCGUUGAGCGACAGAAUAAUGUUGAUUAAAUUGGCCAAGACCAUUUACAAGCCGGUCCCUAAGCCACUUAGAGACAAGAUGUUGGCUAAGCUAACAAGACUGAACGCAGAAGAACUAAUUGGCACGAUUAUUGAUCGAAAGAUCAAUAGUGCCAUGAGGAUCGAUCUCCCUAGGGGAGUAAAACGCCAGCUAGAGGAGAAACGUUUCGUUCCUCAAGGGCUAGAAGAAGAAGAUCUGUUGAGAGAAGUCGAAGUCGGAGAAGUUGGGGAAGAAGAAGUUGUGGAAAAAGAUGACGAAGAAGCAGAGAAAGAUGAUGUUGGCUACGAAGCAGACGAUGAAUAUUAA